AUGGCCGCCUCCGACUACGACCGCGCGUACCGCCCCUACGCGGCCCCCGCCCCCGCCGGUGAGUACGACCGCCCCUACCGCAACGAGGUCGUCCCCUACGGCGACCGGCGCCUCGACAUCGUCGUCAAGCCGCCCGCCAGGUCGCCGCCGCCGCCGCUGCCGGUAUCCACCAGGAGCGGCGGCGGCGGAGGGGCGGGGUCGGCGUGGUGCUUCAGCGACCCGGAGAUGAAGAGGCGGCGGCGGGUGGCGAGCUACAAGGCCUACUCGGUGGAGGGCAAGGUGAAGGCGUCGUUCCGCAGGGGGUUCCGCUGGAUCAAGGCCAAGUGCUCCGAGCUCAUCCAUGGCUGGUACGGAUCACGCCUCUUCUUCCCCCUCCCCCUUUUAUCGGGUCCUCCGUUCUCCUUCUCUAUAUUCUCGGGCAUCUAA
Messenger RNA from Miscanthus lutarioriparius, 426 nucleotides. Lineage: Eukaryota; Viridiplantae; Streptophyta; Magnoliopsida; Poales; Poaceae. The record is from the annotation of a GenBank genome assembly.